This is a messenger RNA of Micropterus dolomieu (smallmouth bass), 7391 nucleotides long. RefSeq names its product A-Raf proto-oncogene, serine/threonine kinase (gene araf). Gene Ontology annotation, molecular function: protein kinase activity; ATP binding. Gene Ontology annotation, biological process: protein phosphorylation; signal transduction. The transcript has 16 exons. The coding region runs from base 245 to 2077 and encodes 610 amino acids. The record is from RefSeq and is a predicted model, not a curated record. Gene Ontology annotation, cellular component: mitochondrion; cytosol. Lineage: Eukaryota; Metazoa; Chordata; Actinopteri; Centrarchiformes; Centrarchidae.
CUAACUGGCUAACGUCAGCUAGUAUUAGCAUCAUGCGAGUAGUUAGCAAGUUUGCGGGUUUGCAACUUUGACUGUCAGCUCUUCAUGUCCACAUUAAUUUAAACCUUGACCUAGCGAAUCCUUGGUCUAAUUCCAAGUGGGUUGUAAGUAAAGGGCUAACUCGUCUGGAUCCCCCUGUGCAUGAAGCUCUUCUGACAUUGUGGUGUCUAAGUGCUGCGUGCCCCAGCUCCUCCUGCCUCUCAUCAUGUCCUCCACCUCUUCCUCCUACUCCUCCUCGGGGGAGACUAGUCCGGAGGAUGUUCCCCGAGGUGGGGGCACCAUCCGAGUCUACCUCCCCAACAAACAGAGGACAGUGGUGAAUGUUCGUCAAGGACAGACUGUGCAUGAGAGUCUAGAUAAAGCGCUCAAAGUGAGAGGCCUCAGCCAAGACUGCUGUGCUGUCUUUCGUCUUCUGGAAGGUCGUAAGAGGCUGACAGAUUGGGAAACAGACAUCACUCCUCUUGUUGGAGAGGAGCUUUUAGUCGAAGUGCUGGAUGAUAUUCCCCUCACCAUGCACAACUUUGUACGGAAAACCUUCUUCAAGCUGGCUUACUGUGAUUUUUGCCACAAGUUUCUUUUUAACGGCUUCAGAUGUCAGACAUGCGGCUACAAAUUUCACCAGCACUGCAGUAGCAAGGUCCCUACUGUGUGUGUGGAUAUGCAUACAUGGAAUAAACGGUGUGAUCCCAGUACCUGCACAGACGAGUACCCACCACGGAUAAUAUUGCCAGAAAAUUCCCCAUCACAGAGCAACCUAGCCUUAACCCCAGAGCCUCCUGGGAUGGACCUUCUGUCCCCGACCUCUGCCUUUCGCUUCCCCAUGCCGGGUGGAGAUGGCCAGUCUCUACAGAGGCAUCGCUCCACCUCCACUCCCAAUGUUCAUAUGGUCAGCACAGUGGGCCCUGCUGGUACCAGCAUUAUAGAGGAAGCACUAAAAUUCAACAACACAAUCGGUCCCGAGCCCUCACCAAAACCCUCUACCAGCCCACCAUCUUCCUUUGGCUCCCCGGGUAGGAGACCACCCAAGUCUCCCUCAGACCACAAGGAGCGCAAGCCCUCCUCUUCUGAUGACAAAAAGAAAGUGCACCGAGGGGGCUACAGAGACUCGAGUUACUACUGGGAGGUCCACUCUCGGGAAGUCAACAUUCAGAAGAGAAUAGGUGCUGGCUCCUUUGGAACAGUCUUCAAGGGCAAGUGGCACGGCGACGUGGCAAUCAAGAUCCUUAAAGUCACAGAGCCUACACCUGAGCAAUUGCAGGCCUUCAAAAAUGAAAUGCAGGUCUUGCGGAAGACCCGCCACGUCAACAUCCUGCUGUUCAUGGGCUACAUGACUAAGCCCAACUUUGCCAUUAUCACACAGUGGUGUGAAGGCAGCAGCCUGUACCGCCAUCUGCACGUCUCAGAAACCAAGUUUGACACUAUGCGUCGCAUUGAUGUGGCCAGACAGACAGCACAGGGCAUGGAUUAUCUUCAUGCAAAGAACAUCAUUCAUCGAGAUCUGAAAUCAAACAAUAUUUUUCUACACGAGGGCUGGACUGUUAAGAUUGGUGACUUUGGCUUGGCAACGGUGAAGUCUCGGUGGAGUGGCUCUCAACAAGUGGAACAGCCCAGUGGAUCCAUUCUCUGGAUGGCUCCUGAGGUGAUCCGAAUGCAGGACGCCAACCCAUAUACAUUCCAGUCUGAUGUAUACGGUUACGGAGUAGUGCUGUUUGAGCUGAUGUCAGGGACCCUGCCUUACUCCAAUAUCAACAACAGAGACCAGAUAAUCUUUAUGGUUGGGCGUGGUUACUUGUCUCCAGACCUCAGUAAGCUGUCUAGUACCUCACCCAAGUCAAUGAAGAGGCUUAUCGUUGACUGCCUGAAGUUCAAACGUGAUGAGAGGCCCCUGUUUCCACAGAUCCUGGUAGCCAUUGAGCAGGUUCAAGACCUGCUGCCAAAAAUCGAGCGGAGUCGCUCUGAGCCAUCACUCCAUCGGGCCGUCCAUGCUGAGGACCUGAACCCGCUCCUGUUCCACACCACCAGGCUGAUGCCUCUCUAAGCUCCUCACAGCACACGGCAGAGAGGUCAUCACCCUGUCCAAAAGCACAGCAUCCCAGUGCCUCAGAGAGGCCACAGGCUGACUGUCCUGACAGACCACGACCCCCACCUCAUUCUCCCUUCAGAGCCCUGGAGCUGCAGCACUCAAUUUCAGAACUUAGUAAUUGCAGACAUAACCGUUACACAUUGAUUAGUCGAAUAGAGAAUCUUCUUUUUCUUUUAUACAAGUGACAAAGAUCUGCUCAUUAGGUUUAAUAAGUAUCUACUGUAUCUAGAAGCAUGUUAAAAUGCAUCUGGUCAGUAUGUGGAUCUUUAUCAAUAACUUCCUCAAGGAGGCGCUCAGUUGUCAGUUCCUAUUGAUGUUGCAAUAAACAAUAAAAGUAAAACUCCAAAAGGGCAUUUGAUGUGAGUUGAACAGCAGGGCCUGGGAAAAUUGGCUGAUCCAAAUUCAGCUCUAUUACCAGACUUCUGCCUGACGAGUAAAGAGAUGCAUUUUAAUUCACUUAGACCUCUGAGUCUUAAAACCUGGCCAACAGGCCAAGUUCAACUGGUUUUAGUAACUAAAAGCUAAAAAAAAAGUGUCACGCCCCAUUUUCAGAUGCUGUGAAUUUCUGAAACAAAUAAUUUCAUGUUACUUAUAAUGUUAUUUACCUUUCUCCACUGGGAUUCCUCUCAGCUUGUUGUAAUAAGGUCAGACUGAGGAUUAAAUUGUUAUGACCAAUAUCUCUGCAGUGUAUACAGAAGGGUUUGGCUGAUCAUGCAUCUUGUCAUUCUGAUAUUUAACAUUUCCAAGCCAAAAUAUUUUAAUACGUUUUCAAGGUUUUCCCAAGCAUUUUAUUUUUGCCAGUUCUCAGCAGAGCACAAGGUCAGAUUCAAAGAACAGGGAACCCUCAAGGCUUUUUAUUCCUUCACUUCCCUUCAUGAGUCUAUCCAGAAUGCCAUCAUGCUUUCACUUAUAUUGUUUUCUUAAAUGAUGUCAUGUUUAGCCUAAUGAGGACUCAACAGACCUUAGUAAGUUGCAGUCUUAAUGUAAGUGGUUAGUUGUAUUGCUGCUACAUAAUGAGUUUUCUGGUCAGUGUUUUUCUACACCUCGGAGAUGAGACCUAUAGGAAUACAGAAACAAGGCUUCAAGUCUUUUGCAGUCUAGUCUUAAGUUUAUUCCUGAUGCUCUCAAAUACUGCACCAGGUUGAUAUUUCACAGAUGCAUGCCCACACACACAAACUAGUACUGUAGCUGUUUGAGAUGCAUUAACACUGCCAGUACCUUUGUUAGUUAGUCGCUCCAAUUCAGACGCACUGUAGGAGGCGUGAGAAGUGUAAUGUUCUGCAAAUACACAAGGGUUCAUUGUGCUUCAAAAUAACUAGACCGUAAGAUGUGUCGUAAGACCACGUCUAACGGCAUAUGUGUUCACCUGUCCCAAAGGCAGGAUGGAAAGCCUGCUGUGAUGAAUUCUCUGUCUUGAGUCUUGUAGUCUCGAUGUGAUGAUUCGUACUGAUGGCGUGCCUUUUAGGACAGCCUCUCCUCGAAGGCGUCCACAGCAUUGCACUCUGUUACAGCACAGUGACUGGAAGAGUGAAAAAGAGAACUUGAAAGAGAUGUUCUGAUCCUGCUUUUUUCACUGGGCCAAAGACUUGGCAUGAUUGUCGGAUUUUCUGUUUCAGAAAAUUAUAAAUGUCUGCCCUACCCACUUCUGAUGCCCCUUUUUAAAAUGGCAUUUUGCCAGUGAGCCCAUGCUCAUGUAGCCAGCUGGAAGGUUGAGUAGCAUUAAUGAAUCGGCAAUUAGCAUCAAAUUCACAAAUUGUUGGUUUGUGCUUGUCAUUGUUAAACAGCUGUAGAUGACCAGGAAACAUUGAGGGUGUAAUUGUCAUGAAGCUAAAUUGGAUAUAUAAAGAAGGAAGCGUGGAAGUCUGUUGAUAGCCAGGAUGGCAGGGGGAUUCUUGGCCAGGCUAGUCCGUCCGUACACUGCCCACCUUUCCUUGCUCUCACACCUCUGGAGAAGAAUGAUAGUCAAACAAACAGUGGCUUGUUGAUCAUGUUGUUCACUGUGUGAUCUGUUAGGCCUGUGAGGGAGACACUUCCAUUCAUUCCUGAGGAUUAGUUUGUUCAAGAGUGGGUUUGGCCCCCGCCAACAUUCAGUGCUCGGGUGUACUGCUUCAUGAUGGAACAUGUUCCCGGUGUAUACUGUAAAGAUUACUGACUUCAGAUGAAAUGCAUGAAACAAGCUGCCUUGUGUAACUAUUAGAUGUGGUCAAAUUAAAGGCUACAGCUGCUCAAAGACCCUUCCCAGGUAAUUAUGGUGGCUCUUAUGGUGCGGAGCUUUCUGGCAUGGCUCUUGUAUUUUAGUCCUGCUGCAUUAUGAUCAAAGGAUGACAUUGAGCAGUCCUCAGGAGUUACAUCUCUGUGCUCCUCGCACUGAUGUGUAGUCCUUUCAUUUCCAAACACUGCUCCUGUCGAGAACAAAAUGCGUUAUGGGAUUUAAGUCAUCACUGGGAGUAAUUAGGAGUUUUUUCAGAACAUGCUGGUCCCGCUCAUGGAUUAUAAAACCUAAUCCCAUGCAAAAGCACUAAACACCAAUGUGGAACCAUUAGAGGUGUACAUGGUGGAGGGACUUUGUGCUGGUGUCUCCUUUACAUGCCCGGGGCUGCUUUCCCUCUCUGCUGCUCCCGUGAUCUGUGACACUGCUCUUUCAUUAGAGCCUUCACUACCGAUGUUAGGGAUUCUGGUCGGGUUCAUGCUCAUUAUUUAUCACAUAAGUAGAUGCCUGCUGUAUGUACUUAGAUUUGGUUUCACUAGAAAUCAUCAUGCCUUAAAUGUGUAAGCCAUAAUAAUUCAAUCACAUGGUUUUAAACCAGACAGUCGACUGUGUACCAACUGUGUGCAGUGUAUCGCUUUCAGAUUUGAGUAAAGGUUCCUGUCACAGAUUCAGGCCUGAUGGCCAGUCAGUACGUUCAGUUUCCUGAAUGGAAAUGGUGAAUUCUGAGAGAAGAACUAAUAUAGAACAAAUGUGUAAUUUGUUAAAUGAUGAUAAAGUAUCUGUUGACAGUAAUUGAAAAGUGCUGCAAAGUAAAACAAUAUUCCAAAACAGAAUCUCGGCUUAGUAAUUAAAGCAGCAUUAGUCCUGAUACUAACUUUAAUGUCAUAUACUAAGUGCACCUUGAGUUGUUGGUUACUGUAGUCAUUCCUCCUCUAUGUGUCGUAUAGUAAUCCCCUCAUGUGACUCCACUGUAAAAUCCAGUUCACGUUUUGUGCAGAAAUCUGAAGUUUACUGCCAGAAUGAAAGCAUCCGCUUGAUUUGUCUAACUAGAACUGCUGAAGACUCAUUUCAGCUUUGGUUUAACUGUAGGAGUCAUUUACAUGCAGAAGGUCGGUGGAUUUUGUUUGCUAUUUCUUAGUGUUUAGAAGAAUGGCCAGUAUGAAGGGAGGAAUGACUACAGCAAUCACAAAGUCAUUGGUAUGGCAUGUGAGAACUGAGGUAGGAUAGACUUGAAAAAAUCUAAACGUAACCCUAAAGUCAGAUCAGACAAGUAACUGUAGGUUAACAUUGUUAUGGCUGUUUUCACCCAACAACCUGAGUGUGGAGCGACACCUGCCUCCAGAUUGUAUCUACUCUUUUAACCAGAGGGCCCACACUGACAUGUUUGUCUUUAUUUUUAACACUCUUGUGUGUGACUGCUCUCUUCCUUUCCUGGAUUUAAAAAUAACAGCUGAGGUAGCUAUUCUUUUGAUGUUUUAAGUAUACAGUUUCCUUCAUGAGUGUUGGUCACCUGCUCGUAUCCUUGCACAGUGGUUGCUCUCUGGUGGAAUAGCUAAUCUUGGAAGUAUUAGAUUUAUGAUACUAACGAGUUUUGAAUACGGUUUUUAGUGUCACACUUGAGUGUCAGUGCAGCGGCACUAGCAGCAGUAGCUGUGAAGGUGAUGUUUCAGGUGGUGUUCUGUGAACUGGCGUUGCUUCUCUGUAUAUUGUAUGUGAUGUGACUGAACAUUAAGCAGAACAGAUGUUAACGUCUGUGUCAGUCGCUAACAAUGAACCGCAGAUCCUGAUUAAUCCUUUUUGAUAUUUUAGUGUUGUGAAAAUGGGGGCUGGGCACCCUAACUUAUUCAUUCCAGUUAUAUCGGUGGAUCGUGGUGGGGACCUUGGUUUUGCCAGCGGGGCUUAGGGUGGGGAUUUGUGAACAAGAGUUAGGAAAGACUUUUUUUCUGUCUUUCUCUUAUUUAUUGAUGUCUUUGCAGAUGUUCUCAUCUGCCAGCGUGGCUCUUUGAGGUGGAUUAAAUGUUUACCGAGAGAUCACUCUUUGCAACAUUCACGUAAUCGCCGGGCACUCUCUCUAACAAGAAUGUUCUUUUAGGCACGGUACUAUCUGCUCCUCCAAAUAGCUUUUAUCUGUUGCCGUCUCCUGCAGGGGCAUUUGUUAGGGCUGUUCUUCUAACCAUCUUGAACACAAACUAGGUAUAAAAUGUUUAAGCAACAUUUUUGUUCAUAGGGUUUCACUACGAUAGCAUUUGUUAAUGGCAACACUUCAAAAUACUGUAAAAGUAACUUGAUAUAUGGUUGGUGGUGUGUUAAACUUGAGCGUCUCCUGUAACAUGUACGUGUAGCUUGAAUGGCCUACGGUCAUCUUUUCUAAAUGAGCUGCUUUUUAUAACCUUUCAGCAAUAGCAAGGACAGGAUGUCUUUUAAAAUAUUUCAGGAGUGCUUUACAAUAAUGUUGCAGCAGGUUUUCUGUGAAUCAAAGUCAUAAGUGCGCCACCACUCGGAGGGACUCGCUGUAGUGGAGACUAUUUCCCGGUUUAGAGGAUAUUAAAUCAUUUUGGCUCAGUUUUGUGUUCACAAGUUGUCUCCCAAAGAGGACUGUGGUGCAUCUGGUAUCUAAAGGAGGAGGUAAAAAGUGCCACAGGUAUUGGAAAUCCCUGUUUAAAUGGACCUGAAUGGUUUCAGUACACACAAGAUACUGUGCUGGACAGGGGAGACCAGACUUGUGCAGCUGUUUGUUUCAGAGAAGAGGAUGAGAGAGCUGUACCAGAGUAGGUUUUGUUUGUUUUUUGUCUUUUCAUAUCUCUAGGUGAAUUGCAAUACAUGUGUUUAUAGUUUCUGAGGUGUCAGGGGUGUUCAGUUUGCAAUAAAUGGUAUAUUCUGCUGUGUACAGUUACAUUUUUUUAAUUACACAAAUUGUACUUGUUUCUAUUUUUUGUGAUGGUUUAAAAAAGAACAAAAUUAUUUUAAAGUGUAAAGGAAAUCUUAGUAUUUUUUUAGUUUGUUUGUCUUAAAUAUUGAUGCAGGAUUUAUUCUUUAAAUAAAGUCAUCUGUGUUACCUGC